AAAGUGACGGUUGGCGCUAGCGCCAGAAAAAGCAGUUUUUAAUUUGAAGGAAAUUUAAGAAUUUUAAUCCAAAUUUCUACAGCAAUUUGACUAUUAAAAUGUUGUUCAUCGAAAGCCUAACGGUCAGCGGCAUCCCGGGUCUGGACGACCACACGCUUCGCCUCCGGCCCGGUUUGAAUCUGUUCCCCAUCCGGCGGCCGCAACCUUCUUACGUCAUCCGUUUCCUCACCUGGUUCCUCAAUCACUCGGAGGCAUCGGACUUACAGCUGGAGAUGGCCUUCGGGAGGGAAUCCUAUUUGGAGAUCCGUAUCCGUUCCGAUCAGCCUCAGUAUGCGUUUUGGGUGCUGAGCGGUAAGAAGCAACGGAACAACAGCCGGGACCAGAAGCUGAUCAGCUUGCGACGGGUGCUGUCCAAGCCGCACACGGUUUCGGUGGAAGGCGGAAGAUCGCUGCUUGAGUUCGAGACGUUCCGCCAGGAGAUGCAACAGCUGGGAUUAAGAUUUGGGACGGUGAAGUUCCCAAUGCUGAAUGUGGUCCGCGGGGAAGAUCUGGACCGGUGGAUCAAAUCGGCCCGAAAGCUGUGGGAGAUUGUGCACGACGUGUUCCAGGUGGACGUGUUCAGCCGGAUGCAGACCGUGGACCAGGACAGGAAGGGAUUCUGCCGGCAGAAGAUGGACAUUGCCCUGUCGGCGGAUUACCAGGACAGGAUAGACGAGCUGCAGGCACGGAUCGAUGGGAGCAAAACGUUCCGGAAGAUGGUGCUGACGGUGGACAUGAAUGCGGCCAUGGUGGCCCAAAGGGAGGUCAAGGCUUAUGAAGUUGCAUGUAGGGAUUGCGAGGGACAGUUGAUGGAAGCGGUGUCCCAGGCGGAAGUUCUGGACGAGAAGCGGAAGAAGCUUGAAGAUCGCUUGGAUGAACUGGAGAGUGUCGUACCGGAUGUUCGCGAACUGCUGGCCGUGGAUUUGGAUGGCGAAUGUGAGGAAGAGGAGCGCUGCUUGGCCCUCCAUCAAUCGGAGGAACAAACCAUUGAGACAGUCGAUAAUAUGUACCGUAACAUUGAGGAUUUGGUUCGGAAGAUGCAAGACUCAGUCGAAGGCAUGCUCGGUCGCAUCGGCAAAUGGCUUCAAGCAUGUCGGAAAGUCGCUGAGUUGGAAGUGGAAAUUGAAAUCAAUGAGAAUUGUAUGCAUGCCGCUCUACUUCCAUCAGAGAUUCGAGAGAAUUCAUUACAAGAAUUCCAAAAAUCCCUAGAAGCCUACCUGGAGACAUCCCGAACGCGUUUGAAGCAGUUGUCGAAUGAAACUGAACUGCUGAACCUGACUGUGUUAGCGCACCGGCAAGUCCUCAAAACCGGAAGAAUGGGAAGAGAACGAGCUGUUCAAAUUGAGCACGGCGAGGAUUCCAUCGAUGAGUGGAGUGGGACCUUCAAAAAGCUUACUCAAACGAAACUGCUGACGGUAUUCCUCCAGACGGAAGUUCGUCAGAAAUCGGCCCAACUAUUGCAGCACAUCCCCGAGGAUCUGUCGCUGGAAUCCGUCCAAGGCAUGGCAUCUAUUCAGCACUUCCUCCACAACUCCAUCGACCACGCCUUGAAGCAAAACUUCAUCGGCUUCGUUUGGCAGCAUUUAAAAUUCAAAGAAUCCGCCCUCGCGGCAAAGGUGGCGGCUUUGGCGUUGCCACAUCUAUCCCAUCUGUUCGAUGUGGCCGUUUUCAAAGAACACGAUCCGAUGACCGAUUUAAUCAAUCAGCUUUCGUCCAGAUACUCGUACAAUGUGCUCCCGGUGGAUGUCUUUACGUAUUCGAAAACCCCAUUUAAAGUCCCAUCACGCGUUCAUCCGUUAUCCAGCUUGCUGCUCGAGAGCCCCUUGAAGAAAGUUCUGACCCAACUCAUGGACAAAUUUUACUACACAAACGCUCCUUUUGCCAACAUUGCCGGGGACCUUGAUGAAGAAAUAAUACUGAUCUGUGCUCAUGAUGAUGACGAGAUCGUUAUCGGAGGUGAUGGUAUCGUUGCCGGCGGUUGGACACGGAACGCCGAACGUACGCUGGAAAAGCUGUCGGAAGCCGUAUCGCUGCAGGUUGAGAUUUUCCGGCUCAAGUCCGAACUCGGGAAGCAGUGUAAGAUCGUUCCGAAACUGAGGGAAUGCUUGGAGCAAACAUGGGACGCCAUUGAGCAGCUGCGCGAGGAUGCUUUUGAUCGCUAUCAUGAAUUGCAUCGAGCCUAUCCGAAAAUCGCCGAAAUGCCGUCCAUCAUGGGGCAACUGUUCCACCAGGAAAAGAUUCUCGCUCGACAGAAGGUUCGUUUCGAUCACUUCACGAAAUUCUCGCAACACCUGAAAACAGCCAAGCUCAAUGAUCGCGAUUGGUACCAGAAGCAAAUCGACAAGCAGCAAAAAUCUUUAGAGAAAGCUCGCGACACUUACAACGAUCAUGUAUAUGAUCGAGAUCUGAUUCAGUUCAAGCACGAUGUACGUGUGCUGGGCGAGCUUCUAACUCAAGCAGCGGCCCUCCACACGAUCAGUUUGCCGAUAAACCUCCACAAAACUCUCAUGAAUUCUCUGGUAGAACACGAAGGACUGUUAAAAGACUCGCUACAAGUCCUCGAAAACGAGCGAACCGCAGCCCAAAGUCCCUUCGACACUUUCGAUCAACUGGACGUUGUCCAGCGAGACAUGAUCGAACCCGAGCAGAAAAUGCUAUCCUUCAACUACCGCUAUCUGGAGCUGACUGGCUUCCUCCAAGAUCUCCGCCGGCAGUUUCCGCCCAUCAAGUUCCAGACCUCCAAACCGAAAACGAUUGUUACGAACCUGCAGCGGGUGUACGAGGCGCGGUUGGCAUUGAACAACACCCAACCAGGUUACAAACCGGAGCAACUCGAACGGUUCAAGUUGAAGAUUGAGCUGUGCCGGGCCGAGCUGGACCUCCUGACCGAUCAUCGCAAGUUCGUCGUUGCCAACAUGACGCUGCCCUGUGUGGACAAACUGAUGGCACUGAAGCUGCGGCUGAUAACCCAGAUGGUGGCCGAGGUACCGUCGUACCUGGGAAAGCCCGGAAGUCUCCGGUUGAACUUCCAGUACGAUCAGACGAGGUGCUCGCAUGAAGCUUUGGGCGAAAGUACGUUCCAGAUGGACUACAUAGUCGGACUGGCGGUGGACUUCGUGGACGAUGAAGGAAGCUACGUCCGCUGUCUCGACGAGGAUUCGGCAGUGCUACCGCACCUGACGUUCUUUCUGUCGCUGUUGUCCGUAGAAGGGUGCAAACUUCUGGUGCUGGACGACGCUUUUGCGAAUCUCGCCCAAGAUGCACAGCAGGAGGUUUUCAAGAUACUGGAGCUGAUGUCGCGAAGCAUGCAGAUUUUCGCUGCGGUCGAAUCUGAGGUUUGAUGUUGUUAAUUUACUUAUUUAUUUUUUAUACGUUUCAAAAUGUAUACUGUUGAUUUAAGUUUUAACCUUUCAAUUGCUGUGUGAGUUAACUGUUUGAACAAAAUGUACUAGUUUCAAGGCAGAGUAAUAUACAGUUUCAUUUUCUUAAGUAAA
Molecule: messenger RNA, 3533 nt
Organism: Aedes aegypti (yellow fever mosquito)
Lineage: Eukaryota; Metazoa; Arthropoda; Insecta; Diptera; Culicidae
Exons: 6
Coding region: 99-3380 (1093 amino acids)
Source: RefSeq, a predicted model, not a curated record